This is a messenger RNA of Lytechinus variegatus (green sea urchin), 2152 nucleotides long. RefSeq names its product histamine N-methyltransferase A-like. NCBI's taxonomy places the organism in Eukaryota, Metazoa, Echinodermata, Echinoidea, Temnopleuroida, Toxopneustidae. The transcript is spliced from 4 exons. Bases 685 to 1692 code for a protein of 335 amino acids. The record is from RefSeq and is a predicted model, not a curated record.
UCAUGUUCUAGUUUGGUUUCACACGUGCUAAACAUUCGUCAUUAGCCUUAUUUUUCACUGGAAUCAUUCAAAUUACGACUUAUUUUACCGCGUGAAAGGGCGGCUCGACUGCUUGAAUGACAACGGUUUCUGUAUUCGACUUGGCUAGUCGUCAUGAUGAAAUGUUAGCUCACUAAAAGUUUACACCUUGAAAAAUCACAUGAAAAGGGUAAUGUAGUUUCGUAGCAAAUUGAAACAAAGUGUAGAAAUAGGUUACAGUAGAUUCAUUGAUGAAAAGAACCGUUGGAUGAUAUACAUGUUAAUUAUUGCCGUGAAGAUACAAUAAUAAGUCGAUUUUUGGAAAUAUGGCUGUCUUAUCACAUGAUGGAAUACAUUCUAGAAGUGAAAAGGAUAGUUAGAGUUGAAAAGAUGUUCGGCGAUAACGAGAUGAUGAUAAUAAUUAACAGUAAAUAAAUUCAAUUUUAAAACCUUUAUAUGAAGGACGAUCCGCUUGCGUCUUCUGAAUAAGAGUACGAAUUCGAUACGAAUGUUAUGUAAUAGUAUCUUCUGCGCCCACGCCAAUGAUUUUCGGCAAAAGAAUCUCCAUGGAUGAACAAUGAACAAACCCUGUAACAUUAGAAUAAUCCUCCUUGGAUAGGUUCAUGGAAUUGAUGGUAGUGUGUUAUAGGUGGUUGAGAAUUUAAGAUGGCCUGUCUUACAUAUAUUUUGGAAGACUUGGACUACUAUUGUACUGCUCAUCAGACCUUCCUUCGCUACGCCAAAAAAUGUGGGCCAGUUGGAAAUUGGAGCGAAGAGGCGUUCAAAGAAGAGGUCGUUCAAAGGCUUUCUGACAUGAUUACACCGAAGGAACCUCUGCGUGUCCUUAGCAUUGGAAGCGGAGCAGCUCGCGUUGAAAUAUGUAACGUCUUCAUGGCCAAGUGCAAGAAGUCCAUAAGAGGAGAUGUCGACUGCAAGAUGUUAUCAAAACUUUUGCCCUAUUUUCCCGAGAUCCACAACACCAUCCUCGAACCGUCCAAGUCCCAGCUAAAACUAUUCAAAGAACGCGUAAAGGAACACGAAGGUGACCUACCUCACGUGACCUUUACAUGGAGGAACGACACCAUUGACAACUUUGUUGAAGAGUUGGAUUCUGACGAUAUGGGUGGCAGCGAUGAAGGUUUUCAUCUCAUUCAUCUUGUGCAUUCUAUUUAUUACACUGACGAUCUCAGCAGAACGCUCCGUGUGCUCUAUCACGCUUUGAAAGAAGGGGGUACGUUAUUCAUAGCAGUCCUGCCAGAUGAUUGUAUAUGGUACAAGUUAGCUGACAUCCAAAUCAAACACGGGGCCUUCCGUCCAAUUCCCUUGACGCACGGAGACGUACUGACGUCUCUCAAGCAGUUGAGACUGCCUUACACGAUCAAGAGAGGUACAUGGCACGUCCCAUCGUCUCAAUGCUUCGACGAAAACUCCAAAGAUGGACGCCAUCUCCUGGACUUCUUUACCCAUACAAAGAACUUCAGAGGAACUGCUUCUCGGGAUGUCCUGGAAGAGGUCCUUACGUACCUAGAGUCGAGUUCAACUACUCAAGCUGAUGGUGAGACAAUGACCUUCAGGGAAUGGGUCCACAUCACGGUCGUAAAAGAGGAAAAUCAUAAAUAUAUCGAUGACAGUAAUAAAAGUAAUGAUUAUAAUGAUAAUGACAAUAGCAUGUAACGGUAAGCUGACUCGAUUGAGCCAGAAGGGAAGAUAAUAUAAAGAAUCUCUAUUAGUCGUGUUAAUCUAUUAUAAAUUUACUAAUGUUGUUACUACUGUUUUUUAACGCCGGGUUGGCAGUUCAAUUUGGCAAACAGCUUGCAAUAUGCGCCUUGCGGUUCAACAAAAACUAUUCUAGAUCAAAAGACAAAGUACCGCUGGCGUAAAGAUGGAGGGGGGGGGGGUUGGCUUGGGGCCGUGGAAUGUAUCCGCAGUUUAUAUAUUUAUUGAUUGAUAUGUACAUCAUUUCAACGUUGGAUAACAUUCAUAUUGGUAUAAUCAUUAAUAACAUGAGUGGAGCAUGAUAAGCUCUAAGAGCUUGAGAACGAUGUUACAAGAAAAAUACAUGAAUUAUAUAUUGGCUAAAAGAAUACAUUAAAUGAUGCGAACAUCAAAUAAGAAGUCAGGGAAGAGCAAGAGC